Molecule: messenger RNA, 683 nt
Organism: Quercus robur (English oak)
Lineage: Eukaryota; Viridiplantae; Streptophyta; Magnoliopsida; Fagales; Fagaceae
Product: auxin-responsive protein SAUR68-like
Exons: 1
Coding region: 84-575 (163 amino acids)
Biological process (GO): response to auxin
Source: RefSeq, a predicted model, not a curated record
ACUACUUUCUUUCUUCCUGUUUAAAAUUAUUCCUCUCUAAUAUACAUUGUAAGAGUUAUUCAUCUAUAAUAUACAUUGUAAGCAUGAUCAGCCCCAAGAACCUCCUUAAGAUUGCAAGAAAGUGGGAGAAGCACGCUUCGAUAGGGAGGAAAAGAAUUCCACUUCGGAGUACGAAUGAUUAUGUGAAAUUGGAAAGCUGCAAUACAUCAUCAGCAGUGGCUAAUAAAGGCCAUUUUGUUAUCUACACCACCGAUGAUAAGCGUUUCAUGAUGCCCUUGUCAUAUCUAAACAACAACAUCUUUAGGGAGCUCUUCAAGAGGUCUGAAGAAGAGUUUGGAAUAUCAAGUGAUGGGCCAAUCACAUUGCCAUGUGAUUCAGUCUUCAUGAAUUACUUAAUCUUGCUCAUCCAAAGAGGUGCAGCUAAAGAUUUAGAGAAAGCUUUGCUGAAUUCCAUUGCUACCAAGUGCUGCUCUUCAAUUUCUUCUUGUCAUCGAUCACCAAGGAUUUGCAGGCCAAAAUUUAGUUCUUUGCGGCUACUGAAUCAUUCAUAUAUGGAAUUUGUAAAUACUCUUUAGAGUAUAGUCAACAGUCACUAUGUGUAUAUGUUAGUGUACAUCAGUACAUCCGUACAACAUAUGUGACUUACCAGAGUGAAACAACAUUUAUGGUUAACAUGAUUUACA